AUGGUUGCUGCUGGGGCAUGGUUGGAUGAUAACACCAAACAAUUGGAAGCAACUAUUCACUAUCGGAAGCUUGUUUCGAUUGACAACCCUAAAAUUGGUGAAGUUAUUAAAUCUGGUGUUGUUCCUCGUUUGGUUGAAUUUCUACUUAGGGACGAUUUCCCUCAACUUCAGUUGGAGGCUGCUUGGGUACUCACAAACAUAGCAGCAGGACCUACUGAGAACACUAAGGUGGUAAUUGAUCAUGGGGCAGUGCCGAUAUUUGUCAAGCUACUUAGUUCAACUGAUGAUGAUGUUCGGGAACAGGCUGUAUGGGCAUUGAGUAACGUUGCCGGUGAUUCCCCUAGCUGCCGUGAUCUUGUUCUCAGUCUUGGUGCCCUGAUUCCGCUGUUGUCCCAGUUCAAUGAUCAAGCAACGUCUUCUAUGCUGAGAAUUGCCACGUGGACCCUGUCAAACUUUUGCAGGGGCAAGCCACAACCCCCAUUUGAGCUGGUGAGGCCAGCACUUCCUGCUCUCGCGCGUUUGGUUUUUUCCGAUGAUAUAGAAGUUUUGAAAUAUACAUGUUGGACACUAUCAUAUCUUUCUCAUGGAACAAAUGACAAAAUCCAAGCCGUGAUUGAGGCCGGUGUAUGUGGCAGACUGGUGGAGCUCCUUCGGCACCCAGCUCAUUCAGUAGUGAUUCCAGCACUUAGCGCGGUGGGAGAAAUUGCAACCGGAAACACCUUCCAGACUCAGGUUGUUAUCAAUCAUCGUCCACUCCCAUCCCUUUUGAGGCUGUUGACCCAUGAUGACAAUAACACUAUUAAGAAAAGUGCUUGUUGGACUAUAUCAAACAUUGUAGUUGGAAACAAAGAGCACAUACAGACUGUUAUUGAUGCUGGUCUGAUUACUCCCAUGGUCAAUCUUUAUAAAAAUGCGGAGUCUGACACUAAAAAAGAAAUUGCAUGGGCACUUUCUAAUGCUGCAUCUAGCGCUACCAAUAAGCAAAUCAUGUACUUGGGGAGCUUGGAUUACAUUAAGCCUUUGUGUGAUUUUCUUGUUGGCCCUGAUCCAACACUUGUUACUGCCUGUUUAGAAGGUCUUGAGAAUUUUCUAAGGGUUGGAGAAGCGGAGAAAAGCUCAGGUAAUAACACGAGAUAUGCCAACUUGUAUGCUAAGAUGAUAGAUGAGGUGGGGGUAUUGGAAAAGAUCAAGAACUUGCAGAGUCAUGAUGACAAAAAAAUUUCUGAGAAGGCUGUUGAAAUCGCCAAAAGCUUUGGAGGCAAUGACAUUCCAGUCCCAUCCGAUGGAAUCAACGACGGUUGA
Trifolium pratense (red clover) is the source of this 1302-nucleotide messenger RNA. RefSeq names its product importin subunit alpha-2-like. Gene Ontology annotation, molecular function: protein binding; nuclear import signal receptor activity. Lineage: Eukaryota; Viridiplantae; Streptophyta; Magnoliopsida; Fabales; Fabaceae. The transcript is spliced from 9 exons. Gene Ontology annotation, biological process: NLS-bearing protein import into nucleus. The record is from RefSeq and is a predicted model, not a curated record. Bases 1 to 1302 code for a protein of 433 amino acids. Gene Ontology annotation, cellular component: nucleus.